This is a messenger RNA of Xyrauchen texanus (razorback sucker), 1539 nucleotides long. It is a transcript of the gene gdf2, whose product is annotated as growth differentiation factor 2. The record is from RefSeq and is a predicted model, not a curated record. Bases 45 to 1253 code for a protein of 402 amino acids. Gene Ontology annotation, cellular component: extracellular region. The transcript has 2 exons. Gene Ontology annotation, molecular function: cytokine activity; growth factor activity. Gene Ontology annotation, biological process: BMP signaling pathway; SMAD protein signal transduction. Lineage: Eukaryota; Metazoa; Chordata; Actinopteri; Cypriniformes; Catostomidae.
CUUAGAGCAGAAAUUCACCUAACCUUUUCAUCAACUAAACUAAGAUGCAAGGUUUCAAAUAUCUGGCCCUUCUGGUGUGCAUCAAUUUUGCUGCCUCGGUUGGGCUUUGUAAGGGGAAAUCUUUGGGUAAAAUCCCGCAGCUGGAAGAUACCAAGUUCAUUCAGGCUGAGGACCAAUACCUUGAGGAAGAAGACACCAUGAAUUCUAAGUUGGAGAGCUUUUUGGGGUUCAUGAAGGAGGAUUUUUUAAGGAAGCUGAAUUUAUCAGGUGUGCCUCAAGAGCACAGGAAGGUUCAGCCUCCUCAGUUCAUGAUAGAACUAUACAAUAAGUAUGCUUCUGAUAAGACUUCCAUCCCUCGGUCUGAUGUCAUUCGGAGCUUCAUCAUACAGGAUGUGACAUACUCUGUUCGUCAAGACAACAAAACAAAACACAGAAUGCUAUUCAACGUUUCUAUCCCAAAUCACGAAGAGAUUACAUUAGUGCAGCUAAGGCUAUUCACUCUCUGGGAAAGAGGUAAAACCACCAGCAACAACCUCUUCACUUCCAUUAAUGUUUAUGAUGUACAAUACGGACAGAACACAAACAUUUUACACCUUCUGGAUGAGAGAGAUGUAACUGAGGUCAAAAACACAUGGGUAGCCUUUGAUGUGACUAGGGCCAUCCGGAGCUGGCAUGAAUGUGGACAUUGGGCAGGUGAGCUCCAGAUAGAGAUCGAACAAGACAGUAAGUCUCUUAAAGACGGAUGGUUUGAGAUUAACCUGGGUUUAGAAGACAACACUUCAGCGGUUUUAAUUGUGUUUUCGGAUGAUCUUGGGAAUAGAAUGGGAGAGUCAAUGAAAGAAGUGAAUGAGAUGCUUCUUCAUGAGAAAGAGGGGGUAUUAUUGGGUAAUCAUGUUCUUGUGGACCAGCACCCGAGGAGAAAGAGGAAAGCAAAGAACAAUUACUGUCGGAGAACAUCGCUGAAGGUGAACUUCAAAGACAUCGGAUGGGACAAAUGGAUUGUGGCCCCACCUGAGUAUGAUGCUUAUGAGUGCAAAGGGGUGUGCUAUUUUCCCCUGACAUAUGAUGUAACCCCCUCCAAACACGCCAUCAUUCAAACUCUAGUUAAUCUGAGCAAUCCGAAAAAGGCAAACAUGGCAUGCUGCGUCCCAACCAAGCUGGACCCGAUUACUGUCAUGUACCAAGAGAAGGGUGUCAUCACGGUGCGACACCUCUAUGAGGAGAUGAAAGUGGCAGAGUGUGGAUGUAGGUAGUGAUUAGCUGCUUACAGAUCUGUCUAAAAUAUUUUUUUAACCUAAGCCUUCGUUUUAUCAUUUCCAUCUGUCAAAGUUAUAAUAUUAAACAAGAUACAUAAUGAUUUUUAAAAACCUUAAGUUACACUGUAGAGGUUUAUGUCAACUGCCAUAACUUAAUUUUUAAAUAGUAUUGUGUUUUUUAUUUCAUUUAAGAUUACUUUAAUUGAGAAUAUAGUUCUAAUCUAUAUCUUAAAAUUGUACUCUUUCAGACUGUACAUCUCCUGUACUCUCCUGAGCCUACAAA